AUUUUUUUUAUUUUUUACAAAAAGCCGCAGAGGCCACUAUGGAAAGACUGUAUAGUGUGGCAUACCACCCGCUCUUACUUCAAGCACAGUUCAACAGCGGCUGUGCGUGUUGCAGCACCUCCUGGAAGAUCCCCUAUUGGCUCUUUCUCGGGGUAUGCGCUUGUUUUGACAACUCAUUUGAUUGUUGGAUAUGGUUUGAGAGGACGACACGGACUGCAGGUUAAACCGUAGAAUUCGUAACAGUUUCUGCAUUUUGCAACCUAUGCAAACCGGAUUGAUUUUGGUAGGCUAAACAUAGGAAUUUAGUUUAUAAACGCGCGUUCCUUAAAAAAAAAGGGGGGGGGGGGAUUGACUGGAUUGAAAUGACCAUGUCCGAGGAGAAGAAUUCGGGGUCUCGGGGGAAAGAGGAAGAGAGCGAGGAUGAGAGUGAAAUCUUGGAAGAAAGCCCCUGCGGUCGCUGGCAGAAGCGAAAGGAGCAGGUGAGUCAGGGGAAUGUCCCGGGCAUCGAGACUGCCUCACUGGCCAUGGACACAGAGGAGGGGGUGGAGGUGGUGUGGAACGAAGUGCAGUUCUCCGAUAAGAAGGUCUUCAAAUCUCACGAGGAUCGAAUGAGGGAGAUGUUUGAGAGCCUGAUGCAUGUCGAUCACCCCAACAUUGUCAAGUUCCAUAAGUACUGGCUGGACACCAGGGAGAGUCGGGCGAGGGUGAUCUUCAUCACAGAGUACAUGUCAUCAGGCAGUCUAAAGCAGUUCUUAAAGAAAACAAAGAAAAACCACAAGACCAUGAAUGUCAAGGCAUGGAAGCGAUGGUGCACUCAGAUUCUGUCAGCUCUGAGUUAUCUGCAUUCCUGCCACCCGCCCAUAGUCCAUGGUAACUUGACGUGUGACACCAUCUUUAUCCAGCACAACGGACUCAUCAAGAUCGGCUCGGUGUGGCAUAGGCUGUUUGUCAAUGUUUUCCCAGAGGCGAUCUACGGAAAUGUGCAGCAUCAUCGGGAUGAUGAAACGAACCAGCACUAUUUUGCUCCUGAAUACGGCUUGGCUGAGGAUGUUUGCUCUAUUGACAUCUUCGCCUUUGGCAUAUGUACCCUGGAGAUGGCAGUGUUGGAGAUCCAGGCCAACGGGGACACUGUGGUAUCCAAAGAAGCUAUAACCAACGCCGCCCAGUCUUUAGAGGACCCACUCAUAAAGGAGUUCACCCAGUCGUGUGUACGCAUGGACGCCAAGAAGAGACCCACGGCCCAUGACCUGCUGUUUCACAGGGUCCUGUUUGAGGUGCACUCUCUUAAGCUGCUGGCUGCCCACUGCUUUAUCAACUAUCAGUAUCAGCUUCAUGAUAACUGCCUUGAAGAGAAGACCAGAACUUUCGACCCCAGUGGUGUGAUGGCUGAGAUCAAGCAUGGGGACCGGCCCGGGGUGGAGAUCAAGUACUCGAAUGUUUCGCCGCUAGAACUGGACAAAUUUCUGGAGGACGUAAAGAAUGGGAUCUAUCCCUUGAUGAACUUCCAGCGGGGCCUCACCAUGCCCCGGACCUUGUCCAUCUUCCAGGAGCGCAUGGAGACAGUGAAGACUCCCAGCCCGGAGCCCCAGGAGAUGGAGACCAGAAAGGUUGUCCAAAUGCAUUGUAACUUGGAGUUCACUGAGGAAGGCACCAGAAGUCAUCUCUCUCUCCUCCUGAAGAUGGACGACAAGCUCCAACGGCAGCUGAACUGUGACGUUCUGCCUACUGACAGCUCCAAAGACCUGGCUAGUGAGCUGGUUCACUUCGCCUUCAUCAGUGAGGAGGACUGUGAGAAGCUGGCGGGCUUUCUGGAAGACGCCCUGUGUAAGCAUUGGGCCGGGCCGCCAUUGGAGGAGUCUUCCCUGGCAUAGUGAUGAUGUACCGACACAUGCUGCUGACCCAAGGGGGAUCUGGACCCUGGGAAAACUACAACAAGAAAGAGAAUUUAGGGACAGAGGGGAAGGGGGGGGGGGGCAAUUAGUGGGGGAACUUUAAGAGUGAACAUUCCAGGACUAGGAAGUGCCAGAUUUUUGUUUUUGUGAGGCUUGUAAGGGAAGAGAGCCAAGUCAGCGCUUCAAUCUGUGUGGCAAAUGUAAACAUCAAGAAACGCUGUCUCAAAACAGAAGUGAGAAGCGAUCUCUCUUUCUACUAAACAGAAGUGAGAAGCGAUCUCUCUUUCUACUAAACAGAAGUGAGAAGCGAUCUCCCUUUCUACUAAACAGAAGUGAGAAGCAAUCUCUCUUUCUACUAAACAGAAGUGAGAAGCGAUCUCUUUCUACUAAACAGAAGUGAGAAGCAAUCUCUCUUUCUACUAAACAGAAGUGAGAAGCGAUCUCUCUUUCUACUAAACAGAAGUGAGAAGCGAUCUUUCUUUCUACUAAACAGAAGUGAGAAGAGAUCUCUCUUUCUACUAAACAGAAGUGAGAAGCAAUCUCUCUUUCUACUAAACAGAAGUGAGAAGCAAUCUCUCUUUCUACUAAACAGAAGUGAGAAGCGAUCUCUCUUUCUACUAAACAGAAGUGAGAAGCGAUCUCUUUCUACUAAACAGAAGUGAGAAGCGAUCUCUCUUUCUACUAAACAGAAGUGAGAAGCGAUCUCCCUUUCUACUAAACAGAAGUGAGAAGCGAUCUCUCUUUGUACUAAACAGAAGUGAGAAGCGAUCUCUCUUUCUACUAAACAGAAGUGAGAAGCGAUCUCUCUUUCUACUAAACAGAAGUGAGAAGCGAUCUCUCUUUCUACUAAACAGAAGUGAGAAGCGAUCUUUCUUUCUACUAAACAGAAGUGAGAAGCGAUCUCUCUUUCUACUAAACAGAAGUGAGAAGCGAUCUCUCUUUCUACUAAACAGAAGUGAGAAGCGAUCUCUCUUUCUACUAAACAGAAGUGAGAAGCGAUCUCUCUUUCUACUAAACAGAAGUGAGAAGCGAUCUCUCUUUCUACUAAACAGAAGUGAGAAGCGAUCUCUCUUUCUACUAAACAGAAGUGAGAAGCGAUCUCGCUUUCUACUAAACAGAAGUGAGAAGCGAUCUCUCUUUCUACUAAACAGAAGUGAGAAGCGAUCUCUCUUUCUACUAAACAGAAGUGAGAAGCGAUCUCUCUUUCUACUAAACAGAAGUGCCAACCAACUCAAGCCAGAUAAGACUAUGCUAGGAGAGCUACUAUAUUUGGCCACUUCAAUGCCUCUGUCUCUCCGCACAGAUGAUGUCAAUGGCCUUGUUUAGAAUUAUAGCAAGAGACAGUGGACAAAGUAAGCAAUACGAGGAACAUAAAGGUCUUCAAUAUUUACUGCUGCAUUGAGGCCUUUUUGUCCAUAAUAACCUAUUGGGCUCCAUUUUACACACGCAGCACAGCCUUGGCAAUGACCCAUAAAGAAAACUAAUCUAAAACUCUCACAUGCAAGGUGAGGGUACAGACACAUUGAGAUUUUGUGUCCCAGGAUUGAGACAAUGGUUUUUCAAUGUGGAGGUCAUCCUCUGCUUGAUGAAUGAUUGUCCAACGGAAGGGAAAAAAACUGCUAAAUAUGUUAAGUCUUCUACAUAUACAAGUCAUCCGAAAAAAAGUAGGGCUGAGUUCAACUUAUGACAAGAACGGACAAUGAUGUAGGUCAUAUAGAAUUUUAUCCGUGUUCAUGCUUCUCUGUUAAGAGUUGAAUAUUUUCCUGGUAUUUUACAAAUCACUUUUCUCCCCGGUAAAAUCAUUUAUAAAGCAUAUAAAUAUGCCUAUGUCUGGAUUUGAAUAGACCGCUGAGCGAAAAUUCAAGUCUGAUGCGCCAUAUACAUUAAAGACAUUUAAUGAGCCCAAGCCACCAAAACAAACACAUGAUUGUGCGGUUAUCCAAUACAUAUAUGAUAUAGGCUACUGCAAAUUAAGCACGACAGAAAAACAUAAAAUCCCAUUGAUGUAGUUAGUUUCAUUUAUUUACCCAACAGAGCAUAUAGCUAACUCCAGUAGGCUAAUACUUCCUGAGUGUGAACUGUAUAAUAUCGACUGGAAUUACACACAUCGAUCAAACUGUGAUAAAGCGAGGAGAGAACAUGCGAUUCCGGUGCAGCACAUGCGUCUUGUAAAGUUACAAGUACAGGUUAGCGAAAUAGUUUUUAAUUUUGAAGUAUAAUGGGUCCUAUUUGUAUAAUUUUAGUCGACUGACGCAUAUAUACCUUUAAAUAAUAUUUCCCCUAAUGUUAUUAGCAUAUUAUAUUUGUUUUUGCUUCCUUCCUUCCUCUCUUUCAACUGUUAAAUGAAAUACGUUUCGUUGUCCUUUAUUCUCAUAAUUCUAAAUGACAUCCUUGAACAAUAUAGGACUCGAAUUAGAUGCAGAAGGCUUUCACUUCUCUUCACAAAUAUAGAAUGGUCAUGGGUCUGAAUAAAUAACUGCUAUAGCCGACCGACAUCGCGCGUUCGCUCUUUCAAAUUAGUUAUACUGGCUGCUGUAUUUACCAUUCAGCAAACAAGCGCUCCAGUCCCUCUUCAAAUAGUCUAUUGGUAUAAGAAAUGCUUAAAAUGUCCAAGCUAUUCUAGUCUAGCUUCUCCUGCAUGGGACUCCAACAGCUAAGGAGCGUGUUUUUAAAGAGGCCAGCGGAGCACGGGUGUGUGCGUAUUGCGCAAGAUAUAUAUAUAUAUAUAUAUAUAUAUAUAGAUAUAGAGAUAUAUAGAGAUAUAUAUAUAUAUAUUGAAUGCAAUUUGAAUGGAGUUAGAGCGAGAAGGACUGUGUGCUCGCACGUGCACAGAUUUUAAAGCAAAGCUAUUCGAGUGAUGGGCUGUUUUUAAAACUGCAGCUGCAAUAAAACAAUUAUCUUUACAAUUUAAAAAAUACAAGUGAUCCCUAAAGCCAGAUGUAAAGACAUUCAGUCUUUAUAUUACUGUAGCAUAGACUAUGCUGCAGAAAAUGCAGGCCUACCAUCACAAUAUAUUUUGUGUUUACCAUGAUGACAUGCUAGGUCUACAUACAUUGUGAACUGCGGUCCAUACUGAUGUUCCCUGAGCGUUGAUUCAUCAUCCAGAUGCCGUAGAGAAGCCAGAUUUUAGACAUUGGGUAUAAUUUAAGUUCCAUUCACGCCAUGCUGUUCAUAGAAAUCAUUUAUUAUAAUUUUCCGGUUUCUCGCAGUUAUUUAUCCCGGGAAAAGGGUGUGGUUUUGGGCAGUGAAUCUCAGUAACCGGGUUCCCGCCAUUCAACCCUAGUCUCCGUGUGGCCAUUCCCCUUAUGCAAAUCGUAACUUUUCGUUUGCGAUGUCUGUGAGAAAGCACAGAUUAUUGAAACAUCAUUGAAGCACAUAACACUAAAAUGUGAAGCGCGUAAUUCAAUCUCGAUGAUUAUUUUCCAAACGUUACCGAGGCUACGCUGCGUAUGUCACCCUGGUAUGUUUCAAUGUUAUAAGGCAACAAACAAGAUGCACAAAUUUAGAAUGCAUGUUGUAUUGCUUAGUUACUUUCCAAUCAUGACCACUUCACCGCAAGCGUUAUUAGUCUUUCAUAGGUCACACUCUGACCAUCACCGUUUCUGAGGAGACCGUGUCUGUGUUCCCAGCAGACAAAAUUGACAUGGAACAAGGAUGGUUUUUAAGGUUGUUUUUGUUAAGGUUGUUUUUGUUAAGGUUUUUGCAAACUAAAUCAUGUGUUUAUCUGGUUGUAACAUAGCUUCUGACCAAAUCACAACCAAAAUAUACGGUCUUUUCCAUGACUUCUUUACCUUGUCAUGAAAACAUUUCUCGAUUUCUCUUGCAUUACCUGGUUGUAAAAGAGACCCGUUGGUUGUAAUCUGGUUAUAGGACAUCUUCUCAACCAGAAAACUAGUUAACAACCAGAAAAUGUUAUAGACCAUGAGCAAAAUGUCCACUGGGUUGAUACCAUAAAUCAAAACACUACUUCUGUGUUUGUGUCCGACCUAACACCUUUGCUCAAUUGCAGGGAAAGUCUGGGUUAACGGCAGAUCUUCCAUACUAAAUGUCAGACAUGGAACCUGUGAAAGUAACUCAAAUUUUAAACUGGAGACAAUAGAAUAAUUUGCCAGCAAUCCCUUACACAGUAUGCUGCGUUUCUCUUUCUAAGAAUGAAAACCCUAUCAAGCUGAGAGGAAGACUUACCUCAUAAUUUGAAUUCAUACAUUUUUCUGCCUCAUUGAUAUGAUCAUCGUUCCUUUCCGAUCUUAAUAUUUAGCUCUGUCCUUAAUGUCUUUCAGUGGAAAGUCAUAGACCUACAAGAGCUUCUGAAUUAAAUUCAUUGUUGAGAAAAUGUACCUUUUUUAUUUUAUAUUUUUAUUGUUUACUAUGAAUUGUAAUUUUUCUUAAAUCAUAACUUGCAAUAUGCCUUUUCCAUGUUGCUGUGUGUUUUUAGUCUGUAUGAACAAAUGUUACAUGUAUCCACAUUGGAAUAUUCAUUUUUUUGGGGGGGUGUUUUUGCAUUUGUUGUAAGGUCAAUCUUUUUAACUUGGUUUGAUAGGCUACACUAUGGAAAUUUAGUUGCUAAUUAUUUACCUCAGAUUUUUAGCUUGUUGACUUGUAUGGUUCAUUAUACAUGCAUGACAUACUAUUAAUCGAUUUGAACUGCAAUCAAGCCCAAGUGCCUCACUAUACACUAGUGCAGCGUUUUCCCAAACUUUGUCCUUGGGACCCCAAAGGGUGCAUGUUUUGGUUUUGCCCCCAACACUACACAGCUGACUCAAAUAAUCAAAGUUUGAUGAUUAGUUGAAUCAGCUGUGUAAUGCUAGGGGCCAAAAAAAAACUAAGCGCAACAACCCUUGGUGUCCCGAGGACCGAGUUUAGGGAAACCCAGAACUAGUGUUACACAAACCAACUUUUUAAUGCAAUUUUAGUUGCCAUUGAGCUCCCUUACUGGGCCGUAUGGAACAUGCAUGAGCCUCAAUUUCCAUUGUGUAAGCCAGCAUUCAUUUAGUACACUUCAUACCAUGAAUUUGUAAAACAUUGUGGGUUCUGUUCCGCUUGAAAUAUUAUCAGAUACGGCUUAUGUUGUAAUAUCUACUUGAUUAUAUUACCGUCCAGUUGAUCAAAACCAAUGUGCUGGCAUGUUGUAUGAUGAAUGUUAAACUCAUUUGAUCAGUAAUCUUUGUUACUCCGUUGCCCAUAACUGGUCGGUACUGUGCCUCCGUAGACCUAUUUUUGGGGGUCAAGCAUGUCCUGUCCACACUGUAUACAGGAGUGGAUGUCUUGAGUUGAAUUGUACUUGAGCACGCUGCAAUCGAGUCACUCUAACCCUGUUUAUACCUGGUGCUAACAUGCAGCCUUUUUCCUGCUCUUAUCCCCACAUUCUGAUUCUGCCCAAAUUUUUUUUUUGACAAGUGCAGAUUAAAAAAUAUAUAUAUAUAAUUUUAAAAAAAUGCAUUGUGAUCUGAUAGGUGUAAACAGACAAGAUCAGGACGAAGGACACAUGUUAACAGACAAGAUCAGGACACAUGUUAAUGGCACGUGUAAACAGGUUCAAAUAAGGUUCUCCUCAUUUCAGCACCACCGUUGGAUUUAUGUCUACAUUCCAUAUUGUAGACUGAUCAUUUUCUUGGUGAAAUUUGGAGGGGUGAGGCUGUAUCAUCGAUAAUUGAAAAAUAACUAAAAACAAAUGAAAGGCCUAACACAUCCUCUUCCUUUGUCUGUUUAGCUAAAUUACAGCUCUCCUUGUAUUGAGUUGCUUCUGCCUUGUUCUGUUUGUACAACUCAUGUAAAAUAUUGUACAAUAAAAAAAGUAUUGAGUAUA
Molecule: messenger RNA, 7698 nt
Organism: Oncorhynchus kisutch (coho salmon)
Lineage: Eukaryota; Metazoa; Chordata; Actinopteri; Salmoniformes; Salmonidae
Product: nuclear receptor-binding protein 2
Exons: 18
Coding region: 363-1871 (502 amino acids)
Biological process (GO): protein phosphorylation
Molecular function (GO): ATP binding; protein kinase activity
Source: RefSeq, a predicted model, not a curated record